Molecule: messenger RNA, 402 nt
Organism: Neoarthrinium moseri
Lineage: Eukaryota; Fungi; Ascomycota; Sordariomycetes; Amphisphaeriales; Apiosporaceae
Exons: 2
Coding region: 1-402 (133 amino acids)
Molecular function (GO): carbon-sulfur lyase activity
Source: RefSeq, a predicted model, not a curated record
AUGGCGAAAGGAUCUUGUCUGUGCAAGGGCGUUGAGAUCGACACCAAGGUCGACCCUCAGGCGACAGUGGCGUGCAGUUGUACCAGCUGCCAGGCCUGCAGUGCGAGCGCUUUCACCAUCAACUUGGUAUUCCCCAAGGACACUGUGGAUAUCACAAAGGGAAAAGAACACGUCAAAGUGUUCAAAGAAAAGGCUGAUUCCGGUAGAGAUGUGUUUCGUCACUUCUGUGAUACCUGCGGCAACGCCAUCUACACAUUGGCUGCCGAUGGAACGUGCUUUGUGAAGGCACCGGUGCUAAAGGGUGCUUUGCACAACGACCCAGUUGCGCACAUAUUCACGCGCAAUCUACCAACCUGGGCCGAGGGAGUGAAAACAGGCGAUCGCAAGCGAGACGGUGCAUGA